AGACGGAGGGAGGCGGCGGCGGCAACAGCAGCAGCAGCAGCCAGAGCCUCGCUCGCUCGCUCGCCGGGGACACUCGGCGGGCACGUCUCGGUCUCCUCCUCCGUCGCUGGCGGCUCCUCCUUCCCUCCCUCCCUCUUCGGUCUGCCGUGCAACAGUUUUCCCGAAGUUGCCAGAGGGCGGGGAAGGGAGGCAGUUGCGGGAGCCGGAGGGGGCACUUGCUGGGCGCGCAGGAGAUGCCCGGAGAAGGCGCUGCCGUCGUAGCUGCAGCUUCCCCCUCCUCUUCGCCUCCGCGGUGUUUCCUGGGCCGGCGGCUGCCCCGCGCUUCGACAGCAGCGCCUUCUCCUCGUGGGCCGGAGCCUGCCAUGUCCCGCUGAAGGCCGGCCGGCCGGCGGCUGGGCACCAUCCAGCAUGGGCGCCAAGCAGACCAAGGGUUGCCCGCUGCCCGGCAGCCCCCAGGCCGCCGCCUCGGCCGCCCGCCAGAGGAUGCUGCCGUCGCCCCGGGAGCGCGGCGACUUCCUGGCCUCCCUCGUCGUGCGAUCCGGAGAAAAGUUUGGCAAGGGGGGCGGUGGCGGAGGGGGCGGCGGCGGUCUCCCCCCGUAUCACCGCCGGAUCGGCCUUAUCCAGGACAUGCUGGGGAUGGUCAAGCAAGGCAAGCAGGAGGAGGCCACCGACCUGCUCAAGCACCUGCGCCAGGUAAGAGGGAUGGGGGUCGGGCGACCGAAGCGCCCUCCACCGGGAAGCUUCGGCUUCGCAGCCCCCACGUGCCCGGGGAGGCGGAACUGGGGGGCACCUAGAUGCUCCGCUUCUCCCUCUCCCUGUCCCUGUCCCUUAAUGGAAUGGAAGCCAACCUCCCCCCACCUCCCACCCCACUUGUCUGUCCAGGAGGGUCGCGAUCAGAGCCGAGGGCAAGCGGGCGAGUUUCGCCUGGUUCGUGGAAGGUUCGCUGGUCUUGGAAGGGAAAUUGUUGGUCUGAUGGGUUUGGUGAUUCCUCUGGAGCCUCCUCAGGGCAGAGCCUUCCUGGGGGGGUUGCCUGACCACGAAUGAGGAAGAAGGGGGUUACCCCAGGAGGAACGUCUUGGCUCUCCUUGGGGGCCUUUCCAAGACCCACGGAUGCUUUUAAGCAGAGUAUAUCCUAACGCUUAGCAUAUGAUCUAAUCUGGACAAAAGGGGCGAUGCUGCUCCUGGCAGGUGUCAUGCAACAGAGGGUUGGGGUUGGCUUGUGUCUUGGCCCCAAUUACCAACAUUUCUUGGACUUGUGGACUCUUGUCCCUUAACCUGCACUUCUGGUUAAGGGCUUUGGUGCUCCCUUGAUUUAUGCCUUGGAAGCCUCCAUCUCCCUCAAAUGAGCUCUGGGAUGGGAGGCUCCUCCUAUAGGCUCUGCUCCUGCAAGGGGGAAAUUUAUGGCUGCCAGACCACUUCAGCCAACUCAUUUCUCACAUGCCCCACAUCUGACAUCUUGUAGGACACGCAGGUAAAAACUUGGCUCACCUGAAAGGGUGUUUGGAGGUAGCUUCCAGUCAGAAACCCUUUGCAAAGCACUCUGCAAGACCCCUGUGGACAAAAAGGUCACCUGACAUCAUUGUGCUGUCACAUGAGCAACUCCACCCACCUGUCAAAUUUGGUCCCUGAAUAUAAUGAUUUGGCCUGCGUUUUUCUCCCUCCCCCCAACACAAAGCAUGUUGUAAACAAGGAUAAUUUGUGCACCAGGGCCGUCUGUGCCUGACACCUGACUUGGAGGGUGGCCUUGAGCUUGUUUAAUGACUUCCUGUUUAGUGAUUUCCACUUCUGCAAAUUGUGGACAGAGGUGGCUGUCCCACUCUCUCCUGAAUUGGACUUGUUUACGUUUCCUUCCUGGUUUGAGGAAAUAAAACUGCCAAGUGGUGUGAAAACCGGUGUGAGACUGAAAGUGGGCGAAGUGCCAUGGCAAGCGAGUCCGCACCAGGCCCUUGUUGACAGGCUCUGCCAAGGGAAGCUGCUGCUGCUGCAGCCUCAGAUUCACAGCCAGGCUCCAGUUUCUGCUGCGUGAGAUUUCAUCUUCUUCUCCACAGAGAGAUCUGAGUGGGAUUCUCCUCUUCUCUCUUCCUCUCUGAGGAGCCAUUUCACAGAAGCUGAAGCCCGAGCAGAACCAUGCUGAAUCCUGAAGGGGAGAGUCUUUUGCCAGCCACCGUCUCCUUCCUCUUGCUGGGAAUGGGGGCUUCAAGGGGGAAUUAUCUGAAUGAAGUUGGGAGCUUCCCUUCUGGCUCUUCCGUUGAGAUAGGGGCAGGAUGUAGAGUUUUGAUAGGCAGCAGAGGAGGCUUCUUAAUUCAAGAAUAUACGGUAAGUGUGUCCUGACUGACACAACUGUAGCCUGAGCCAGUUCUGCUACUCAAACUUCCUUCCUUCAGUUGACUUCUCCAGUCUUAAAAGACCAAGGACGAAGCCUUGCAAGAUCAUAGAGUCAUAGAGAAUUAUAGAGUUGGAAGGGACCCUGAGGAUCCUCUAGUCCAACCCCCUCCAGUGCAAGAAUAUGCAGCUAUCCCUUACAUGGAUUGAACCUGCAACCUUGGCAGACCAUCCUGGUGGCCAAAGCGGGGAGGGAGCCUCAUGUUCCUUGCCAUGAGAACCGUGAAGAGUUUGGGCCUUUGUGGGCUUGGGUGACACUACUAUGGAGGAGAUGGGCUCUUUGAACUUAUGACCGUGGUGCUUGAAAUGGGCUUGUGGAACACGUGAGCAUCUUUCUGGCCCUGUUAGAGCCAGAGAAAGAGCAACAGACUCUCUCCCACCAAAGAGGCAGGUAGGCAGCACAGCUGUGCCAGUGGCUUAUGAUAAACAGGUGUCUUCCUGUGGCUGCUUGUGGGCUGGAUGGUGGUGAGCAUCUAACACCCCCCCCGGCCCACAUCUGACCCACUCUUUUAAAGAAAAGGAGAUGUGUGUGGCUGUGGCAGUGGAACUGGCCACUCGUGAGAGAUGUGGUCCCUUCUGGCUAGGGGCACAGAGCCCUCUCCCUCCCAAUGGCCACUGCACCUUCACAGUCUGUGAUCCAUGCAUGCAAGAUGGGGAUUCCAGAGAGGCUGGAUGGACGGUGUGUGUUUGGGCUGCAGGGUUGGGGAAGGGAACUCCAGCCCUAUUGGCUGAGUUUGCUGAGGUUGGAGGCAAGCUGCCUGCAUGUUUGGUUGCAAAGGCUGGCCAGCCAGCGCAUUUCAGCGGUGGUGCGCAAAGGCUUUCUAGUAAUUGAGUUACAUUUGUUGAAAAUUAAUUAAAGGCAGGGAGGGAGACUGGGCCGGCCUCGGGAGCCUUGCGGAGGACUUGGCGUGUUUCGUUGCCAGAGGAAGAAAGGCACGUGCGCCCAGGAGGGGGAAGGGGAACAGCCUCCAGCUUUGUGCGCAGCUAUCGUGCAAGUUGCCUUAUGGGAACGCAGCGUGUUUAUGCUAAUUUUAUGCUAGUUAACUUGCAUGGCUCCUUGUCCCUGAAAGAAUCCUGGGAAUGGCAGAGUCUGAUCCCCCUGCCCCCCCCCCCCGUUUUCUCCAGGAGGGGGAAUAGCUCUUAAGCGGCUUUGCUUCCUGGGUGUCAUCACGUACCCAGAGGGAGACUGCUCAGCUCUGAAGGAAACUCAGCCAGAAAGUGAAUGGAGACAGUUGGAGUGUGUGUGUGGGGUGCCCCAUUGUGGCGAGAAGGUGACAGCGGGUGGAUGAGGGGAGGCAAGGGGGUCAUCUACAUGUCCUAGUCACCGCACUGCCAAAGUCUUCCUUUUCCAGAAGUGAGCUCAGCUCAGAAAUGGCUGGCAUGGGCUGCCGCCUCUUGGUCGCUCCUUCAGAGGAUCAGACUCUGCCUUGUUUCUCUCUGUUGGUUUCUUCUUGUGGGUUUCUAUCCUGACCUUCAUUAAACCUUUCCACAUAAACACAUGCAGAGCUAUAAUAAGACCCCAACCAAUUAAAAAGUAUUAAAGUCCAUAGAAAAUCCCUUUGGCAGGAGACACCCCAGUGGCUUCCUUGCCAAGCAGAGUCUUCCGCCACCAGCCUCCCAGAAGGGUGGUGCUGGGCCUGUUGGCUGCUAUAUUCUUCCUUUCGUAUUCAGGGCACGAUUUCCCCCACCUGCAAACAGUCCAUAUAUUGAUCCUUCUGUGUGACGGCCUAAGCUCUCUUAGGCUUAGCUGGUGGAUCCAAUGGAAAUCUUUUCCCAAGGACAGCCUCAGAAAUGGGUAGCCCAGUCUUUGGGGUGCUUUAAGGCAGCAGCAGCUGCCGCCUGGAUUGUGUAGAAAAGAGAUUUGCUGGGGAGUGGGAAGCUGUCUCUUAAAGUUUCUUUCUGUUUUCCAAGCUCCCAGUAGCAGGCAAGUCCCUCCCCCCCACCUCACCCCCACCUUGCACAAUUGCCUUCCCCAUGGCUAACAUGCCAGCCUUUUGCCAUGGCAGUGGACAGAGCGCACCCCUUCCUGGGUCUGUCUGUGGAGCUGUCUUGUGGCUGCUUGAGAGGUGAGUUUGGUGCGAGAGUCUGUCAUUAACUCCGAGCUGUUCCAUACCUGCUGCGCUUGUAUUCUAUCAUUGCUGAUUUCUGGGCGUUGUGUGUGACAACCCCCACUUCUAAGUCAAUUGACUGAAAAGCCUUGCUUCACCAUUCGCUUUGGGCUUGGAAGCUUUCUCUCUCUGUGUGGGGAGUGUACGUGUGUCCAGGGAGAAGGGAUAGUGCCCUGGAGUUGUAAGCCGGUCUGGGAGCAUAUUCCAGAUUCCUGGCUCUGGCAGGAAUCUCCAGUUCUGGCUGAGUUCAGCAGCUCUGCUGGCACCUGGGGAGAGAGGCUUAACGGAGAGCAGGUGGAAAAGCUGCCUUUCCAGGGCAUUUUGUGGGGUCUUGACGCACCUUUCCUGCUCUCAGCUAGGCACUGUGUGUGUGCACGCUUGUUCGUGCAUACAUGAUAUGUGUGUUGUACACACCCUGCAUGCCAGUAUGUAAACCGGCUUAUCCCUCUUUGCCAAGGAAUGAAAACAAGCUCACUAAGAAUCUGGGCUUAUUGAACCUAGAGGAAGAGGAGGAGAUCUUUCAUUUGGCUUCUCCAUAGUGUGAGGUGCGGGGGGACGGGGACAGGCUCCUCAUUUUCUGUGCUCUUGCAAAUAAUACCUUGCAAAUAUAUUUGUCCUUUUUGGAGAAGCAAGCUUUUGGGGAGGGCGAGGAGUGUAGGAGAGGCCCCGCCCGCCUCUUUGCCUGCACUUGGGCGGACUGCCUCCCCCACCCCGCCCGUAAUCCAUCUUGGCUUAAAUGAUGCGAAAUUGCAUUUGGAGCAGGGGGCUGCGUGGGAGAGAAGAGGCGAUGAGGGAAGAGCGAAAGCCAAGGGCAGCCAUGUGUGAGCGGCGAGGAUAAUGGAAAGCUCAGGGACGGGGAGGUCUGGUGCACAUCCAGUGGUGGAGACGGGAGGUCAAAUCCUGCAAGGGGAAGCAGAAGGAAAGGCUUGUGCCCAGAGAGUCAGCUGGAGCUCCCCAGACAGGGCAAGCUUGCUGCUGAUGGGCCAGGGAGCAGCUAACCCUUUGGCUCUGUGUGUGGCAGCUUAUCAGCUGCUCAAAGGAGGGGGAGUUGUGCUACCUGGGCAUGGUGGGGGUGCCUUGGGCUUUCCGCCAGCCAGCCAUGGCUGAGCUCCAGAACUGCUUUUCCCCAUGCUGGGGCUCAUCCAGUGAGGGAAGCCCAGCGACCUGGCCUGGGCAGGUGUGAGGGUUCUGGUCUUCCUCCCUUCUGCAGGGUUCUCAUUUCUAUAAUUUCACACAAGCACACCCCACACACUUCAACGCUUGGGCUUCCUUUUGGAUGGGAAAGUGCAGCAUGGCCAGUAGCAACCUGCAGGACAAUACAGUACAGUGGUACCUCGGGUUACAUACGCUUCAGGUUGCAGACUCCGCUAACCCAGAAAUAUUACCUCAGGUUAAGAACUUUGCUUCAGGAUGAGAACAGAAAUCGUGCAGUGGCGGCGCAACGGCAGCAGCAGGAGGCCCCAUUAGCUAAGUGGUGCUUCAGGUUAAGAACAGUUUCAGGUUAAGAACAGACCUCCAGAACGAAUUAAGUUCUUAACCCGAGGUAUCCCUGUAAUCGCAAGAGGAGAAAAGGAGAGAGAGAGUGGGAAAGGUGCUUUGCUUUGCAUUUGGUGCACAGGAUUCCAAGAGGCCUUGAGGCAUGUUCAGAGCUCCUUCCCACAUUUGAACAUGGCAGGGUAGGUGUGGUGGCUUGUUAGUAGGAGGCAUUGGGCACAAGCAGACCUCUGCUAACACAGAAAUAGUACCUCGGGUUGAGAACUUUGCUUCAGGAUGAGAACAGAACUUGUGCGGCAGCAGCGGGAGGCCCCAUUAGCUAAAGUGGUACCUCAGGUUAAGAACAGUUUCAGGUUCAGAACGGACCUCUGGAACGAAUUAAGUUCUUAACCCGAGGUACCACUGUAUUUCUAGGGGCAAGUGCCCCCCCCCCCACAGGUGAGAAGAGAACUUCCCAUCAAAUGCAGAGUGGCUUUUUGUGGAUGGUGGGUUGGAGGGGGGAAGGUUGGUGGCAGCAGCAGCCUCGGUGGAAAGGAGAACUUUGCUGCUGCCUCUGCCACAGCACAGAGUCCCAUCUUGCUCCCUCUACACACACACACACACACACACACACACACACACCCCUGGCCGGAAGCGGCACAGCUGCCUCUGUUGCCCUCCCACCCGCUGUGCUGCCUGAUGGAGGGAUCCUCUUGGCAGUCUUCUGCUUCCUGCUCCGGCUUCCCAGCCAGUUUCUCUCUGCUGAUGCUGGGGGAGGGGCAGCGCUGAUUCUCCCCCUGCUUUGUUUUCUCUCUGAUGAGUCUGUGUGAACCAUUGGGCGGGAGCCCCUCUGCAUCUGCUUCCCUGUGCCUCUUCCUUGGCUCUCCUUGGCUGUGGGAGGAACAGAAUAAUGACCCCGGGAGCUGUUUCUGCAGAGAGAGGAGGAAGAUUUCAGGGGGUGUGGUGUGAGAAAUAAAAGGAUCUGAAUAAUAAGAGCAUUGAAAGCAGCGAACCUUGUCCUCCCUGCUCCUAAGAGAAAGAGAGAGAGAGCUCUUCCCCCUGACCCUCCCUUACUGACUUCCACUUUCCAUGUAAAGUGGUACCUCAGGUUACAGACGCUUCAGGUUACAGACUCCGCUAACCCAGAAAUAGUACCUCGGUUUAAGAACUUUGCUUCAGGAUGAGAACAGAAAUUGCGUGGCGGUGGCAUGGCGGCAGCAGCUGGAGGCCCCAUUAGCUAAAGUGGUGCCGCAGGUUAAGAACACUUUCAGGUUAAGAACGGACCUCCGGAACGAAUUAGGUUCUUAACCCGACAUAACACUGUAGAUCUCUUUCUGACCUCCCCACCUGGACCCAGGAGGGGGCUGUACCACGUGCCGGUUGCGAGUGUGACUGUAGCUCACUCCCAAAUCUGCUCUUGUGGCAGUCUUUUUCUGCUUUAGCCUCCAGCUUCUCCCAAAGGGAGAGAUUUCUAAACUGGGUUGGCACUGACAACGAGUGAGUGACUGCAAUGCGUGGGUCAUUUGGAGGCUGAGUUUGAGGGGGGGAGAGACGGGCCCACCUACCGCACCCUGUGAUCCAGUAGUCGCAGUUGGGGAUGGGUACAAGGAGCAGGCAUGCAGCCCCUGGAGAGACCUCCUGUAGCAGCAUUUAAUAGAAUUAUCUGCUGCUGCUGGGGACAAUUUUCAGCAUGGGGCAGGUGGGAGUUGGGUGCCUUAAGCAAAAGUGGGGUUGGACAGUGUGUGUUUCCAGCUGUCUCGGAGCCCUGGACUGGAAGGUUGCUGCUGCCUCACAUAAGGAGCCCCAAAGGAGUUCAAGUUGCUCUGGAUCUUCUUCCAAGGAAAGGGCUGCCCUAAGAGCCAGAGGGCAAGGACCCAGGGCCUGGGAACCGGCAGGCAGCUACUAGCUCCCCCUUCCUGAGCCCUCAGUUGUGCUGGAUGGGCCCAGAGAACAGCCGGGAGUUUGGAAAAGGGAUAUAGGAGUGAGGAGUCUGUUAAAGUGGGUAAAUGUUGGGGAGUCAAGGGAUUCACUGUGGGAGCCUGGCACUUCUAGUGGGAACAGCAGCUGCCCAUUUGGAGAAACAAACUUUGCUACAGCAUGAGGAGGAGGAAGAGGAAGUAAAGUAGUUAAAAGAGACAGAAAAGGACAGAGUUUCAGUGGUGGCUGGAGUUGUUGAGACAGAAGGAAGUUUGAUAGCUGUUAUAAUUCCUAGGGUUGUCACAUAAUUGAAGUUUUUGAGCUAUUUUUAAGGAAAUUCACCAAAAAAUCAACACUUCCGACAUGGGUUGCUAUAUGUUCAGGUUUUCCUGGACAUUUUCUACCAAUUUUCAGAAAUUCUGCCCGGAUGCUAUUUUCAAUGGGCAAACCCCGUAUCGUUUGAGAAAUCCCAGUUGUAUGGCAGCCCUAUACAGUAUUUGCAUACUGAGUGUGUUAAUGGGAAUUGGAAAAGUUUAUGGGGACGAUAUGGAGUGAAAUAACAGCUUUCCUGUAAUCAGGUUGUGGUAGCCCCACGGGUGGUCAUUUCGGUGUGGGGAAAGGUGGAAGAAGUGGAGAACUGGGAGGGCUGGGCUGUUAAAAGGAUGUGGGAAUGUAAAUUCCUCGUCUCUAGCUCCCCAAAAUAGUGGGUGCUGCUCCCAGGAUGUCUUCACAAGCUAAAGAGUCUCUAGAACAGGAAUCCUUAAAAUCCUGCCCGUCAUGACUCAAGGUCAUCUGACCCCACGACUGCUACCAUCUUUAAUCAUGGUUCCACCAUGAUCACCUCCCUUCGAGGUCAGGUGCUCAGACGCUAAAAUGUGAAUCCCUUGAGAGGCAGGCAAGGGUUAUUUUAAUGUCUGAGAUAAUGUCUGAGAUAAUGGGGAAAGUGUCCAGGCCAGUUUCUUAGUGAGCCCAAUGUUUCUUAAGGUAGGACUUUCUUGUCCUAUGGGACUUCUGAGCAGGAGAGCUCCUAGGAUCCAUAUCUUUGAGUCCUGCUGCUCUUGCUCUGUCUCUGUUCAGGCCCAGAGGCACCAAGGACUCACGGCCACUUGAGUCAUAUGCCCAGACAGUCGGCAUUCAUCUCGGGGGGGGGGGGGAUCCUUGAUGUGACAGCUCAGAAGAAGCUGACACUAUUUUGGAAAGGCUUGCAGUUUGGCCUCGAGAGAAUUACCUGCAGCUCUGUUUUCACUGGGAUAAAAUGCUCCUCUCCCAAAUUUUGCCCAGACUGACAUCAGUCAUCAGUGCUGUCUUCUGGGUGAUGGCUUUGGCAAGGCUUGGCGCUCACUUGGUGUCAUCUAUCCUUCUUGAUGGGCAUUUUUUAUUUUGGAUGGGGAUGGGAAAGGCCUUGCAUUCUGUUCCCCACCCCCCACCCCAAGGUCCAUUGACUUGUGGAGAAACCCGGGUUUCUGGAGCCCUUAUCCAAGUUGUCGGGUCACUUAAAGAUUUGCUUCCUGUUUGUGGAACAAAGGCAGUGUGUCAGCUCUGUUGCUACAUUAUUUGCUGUUGCCAAAUUCGACAGAAAUGGUCAGUCGCUGUUGCUCAACUGAUGUCUGUGUCUGGCAGUUCCUUCUCUUUCUUUGCAUAUUCUGCCCAAAAGAUGCUCUGUGUGUUGCACGUUUCAUCUCAGCUUUGGAACAAGAGUGUCCUCGUUUCUCUCUCUUCUUGUUGUGACUUUCUGUUGUGGUUGCAAAUGACUUGCUUGAAGCUGCCCCUGUGGCCUUGGCCCAUUGUGCAGCUGAAGGUGGUUCAGGUGAAGUGGUCCCGGCUUCCCAGCCACUGAAGCCCAUUCCAGUGACAAAUUCUAUGGUGGGGUGGUAGACUGAUGAUACAUGUGGACUAGCCCACGAAAGGGCCCAACCACCAAGCAAACUGGCAUCUCUCUCUUAUGCUAUUUGAAAUGGCUUGUUGAGUCUUUUUGCUGGAGAGCAAAAAAAAAGGGGCAUGUGAUCACCUCCACCAGCACUUUAACAAGUUGAUGAUCUCUGGAGUGGGAAGAGACCCCUCUGCAUUUCAAGCACUCUCUCUCUCUGCCUCAGGAACUCCCUGAAUUCCUUUUGCACACAGAGUGGGUAUUUCUGCAAAUCACAAGGUGGAGUUUACUUCAUGCACAGAGAAGCAGUGCGGGUGCAUGGUGCUCUUGCUAUGGGGGUAUUUGCACAAAAUUCCUUGCAGGAAAUGCAAUAAAAGGGGGCUGCUGAGAGUCCUUGCACAGAAGGGGGUUUCACUCCUCAGUGUUCAGAACAGAUACAGGAGCCCAUUGGCACAGGCCCUAAACCACCUUCCUUCCUCCCCUACUUCCCCCUGUUUACUGGGGAGGUUUGUUAACAGCCGUCUUGGUUGAUAGAUAGCCCAGUGUGCUCAGCUGGGAGGCAAUUUGCCCAGUCAAGUCAGACUCUCAGUGACAGACUGUGCCAGGGAUGAGCUCAUCUGGCUUGGAUGCUGCUCUCACUUGGGGAGGUUUCAACUAUAGGGUGGGGAGGGGAAGCAUCACUGUGCUGCAGCAAUUUGGGGCUUGUGUGUGCGUGCGCUGAAUGCUCAUUUCAAGAUGGGAGAGGGGCAGAAUUUUAUGGGCUCUGUGUUUCAGAACAUCCCCUAAGGGAUCCAGAAGUGCUCACAGUGACAUGAUGCAAUUGCUCCCCCAGCAACCUCCACUUGAUCCUGGCUGGUUUUCAAGUGUCAAUGGGUGGCUUUGCCAGACUUGAUGGCUCACCUUCCUUCUCCAGCUGACAGGGCUGGCAGGAGUUCAGUUUCUGACACCCUGUUCCAUCCAACCACUGCUCAGGUCACACAUUGGAAUGAAUGAAAAUUGGGGAAGCAGCAGGUUCCCCAGAGCAGCAUAAGGGAUCCCAGGCAGAAAUAAACCUUUUUGGUUGCGCUGACGAGGUUUCAUAUUGUUGUCUCCCACCUACCCACCAAGACCCCUUCUGUGGGAAGGAACACCCACCCACCCUCCUCCUGUUUUCAAAAGUUAGAGUGGAGAUGCAGUUGAGCAAUUGGCCUGAAUCUGUGUGGGGCUGCUCCCCAUUGCUGCCUGUGCCUGCGGUUCUGCCCACCUAGGGACCUUUCCCUUUCAGAGGGGCCUGUUCAAAUCUCCUCUUGCAAGUGGAGCUGCCAAGGAGUGAGGGAGCAGAAGUUGGUCCAGGGCCAUGGGGGCAUCAAUGUGACCCACCUGGCUGGUUGAGCAAUGUGGAUGAGUGGGAGGAAAACUCACCCUUCCCUCCUUGACCCACACAGCCCUACAAGUCCACUCGACCCAUCAGGUGCCUCAGCAAACAGUUGGCGUGUGAGGAAGAGAGUCAAAUGACCUCUGCUCCUUCUCCCACUUCAGGGGUGCUCUUACACCAGGGGUAGGCAACCUAAGGCCCGGGGGCCAGAGGCAGCCCAAUCGCUUUCUCAUUCUGGCCUGCGGACGGUCCGGGAAUCAGCGUGUUUUUACAUGAGUAGAAUGUGUGCUUUUAUUUAAAAUGCCUCUCUCGGUUAUUUGUGGGGCAUAAGAAUUCAUUCAUUUCCCCCCCAAAAAAUAUAGUCCGGGCCACCACAUGGUCUGAGGGAUGGUGGACCAGCCCAUGGCUGAAAAAGGUUGCUGACCCCUGUCUUACACUUAUGCCCAGAAUGCAGCCUUCUCAUUGGGGGCAUCUGGGUGGCCACUGAAGAGAGGCCUUUGGCCUGAUCCAGCUGGCACCUCUUAUCUACUUAGUGGUGCCCAUCCAGACUUAGGCAGCUUCUCGGGUCAAGACAGCCCCAACCCUAAAAUCCUCAAAUACUGGGGUAUGGUGGGGUAGUGGCCUUGUAGUGCAGCCUUCCUGAACGUUUGGGUGUCGGCUCUGGGUGCGAUUGCAGGGCUGUGGCUGCUGGCAUUGUCCAGUUGCUGAAGUUUGCCUGGUUUGCCUGGGCACUCCAAGGUGCCCUCCCACCUGACUGGCUUUGCUCCUUUGCAGGACCUGGGCAUGGAGUCAACUUCGCUGGAUGACGUCCUGUAUCGCUACGCCAGCUUCAGGAACCUAGUUGAUCCAAUUACCCAUGACCUGAUCAUCAGCCUGGCCAGGUACAUCCACUGCCCCAAACCGGUGAGUGCUUGGUGGGGUUUGCUUUGGGCUGUUGAAAGGAAGAGUGAGAAGCUGGGGGCAGGGGGGCGAUAGCUGCUGCUUCCUCCUUCUCAAGAGGAGGCAUGUUGUGGGUGUGUUCAUAAGCUCUGGACUUUGAUAUUCCAAAGUCUGGCCAUGUUGACUGGGGUGGGGUGGGAGGGAGAGUUACAUGCCCAGUCCAGAGUCAGGCAUUGCUGGCCCCUCUCCUUCUCUUGCAGUCAUUCCUACAUUUUAUUACCGUUUAAAAGAGCAAAACAUGCAGAAGAGGCAGCCUGUUUGGGGCUGGGGAAGUGACACCCAACUACACCCCUCCCCAUCCCUCAAAGUCCAAGUCUCCUCUGCAGCAGAGUGCGGCAUGUUAACAUGAUUGGCAGAAGCUGACAAUUUUCUGCCAUGAUAAACUUCAUUAGUGGCAUUGCACUAAGUUUUGCUCAGACUAGCUCUACUGAAACGAAGGAGCAUGACUAAGUGAGGUCCGUUCAUUUCCGUGAACUCGGCCCAGUGUCCCCCAUGCACUCCUCAAGGUGACGACGCACCUGCCUCCCGGCUGCCCCCUCCUUGUCUCGCCUUCCUCUCCCUCCAGGCAGCCUUUGCUUAUCGCUCCCUAUAAUGGGAUUAGAUUUCUCCUGGGAGAUUUUCACAGACAAGUCUUCAGCUGAUGAUGGCAGUCUCUUGAGAUUUCUGGGUUACUCUCUGCAGCUGCAUCUGAUGGGAGGGGAGAUGCUUUUUUGCUCUUCUGAUGUGGGGGAGGGAAGUUCAGAAGAGUCUACGACUUUCUUCUCCUUGGCUUUGUUCUUCCUGCUUGCUCAGGGCUGGGCUCAUUCUUGGCUCGGCUCCUCUCCUGGGGGAGACAUGCCUCCAUUUCUUGCCUGUCCAUAAGCCACAGCCUUCCACACCUCCCUUUGUUACUGUAGCCACUCAGCGCUGACCGACAUACAUCCAACACCCAUGCUAAUACCAUUUCCAGGUUUCCCCCCCAAAGGUCUUGGCCCUGACCAUUGGUCAGCCUUACCCAGCCUUGGCCUCCAGCUUCCACCAUCCCUGGCCAUGCUGGCUGGGGAAGAUGGGAGGUCCAGGUUGGGGAAAGCUGCUGCAGAUGGACUGGAAUUUCCAAGGGUUGAUCCCUCUGACUCCAGCCUCUGAAGGUUGUGGGUGAAUCUUUGGUCAACCAGCCGCUGCCCUUGGGAGCCAACCUUGCAGGGUUGGUUGUGUGUUCCAGGGCGAGCUCCCUGCCAGUGAGACAUCUCUCUACACAGGCACCCACAGCCUUCCAGAUAAGCUGAUGCAGUCUACACGACCCUUAAAAAAACCCCCAACAAUAAUGUUUUCAGGGUUUAAACCAAGCCAAUGCUUCCUAUCCGAGCAGGGAUCCUGGACUAGCAAUCCCAUCCCUGGAAAGUGGUGCUGCUCCAGAAAGAGGUGAUGGGCCAGCUCUGAGCGACUGGUGCUGCAAUGUUUUAUUGAUGCUUUGCGAGAGUAAUUGCCGUUUGAGUUCAGUUCAUUUAAUAACGUAAUUGAGGGUUGUGAGUUACUAAACAGGUAGGAAGUGUAUUGAUUCUUUCCCCCCUCAGGCAAAUCUUGUUUUUCUACAGGUGAGGAACUGCGAUGAGAAUCUUCCCUUUAACUGAGAGUGGGGGGCUGGGAUAUGCAGAGUGAAGGCUCAGGAUAUUUUUCUUCUCCCCCACCCAAAAAACCCCCUGCUGUGCAGCAAGUGGGUCGAACAGACUUAAUGUGGGUGAGAUGAACGACUUAAUCAAGGAGAUGGGCGGCAGCAGAGGAAGAAAGACUUGCAGGGGGAACAGGCAUACAUGCAGAGGGCGUGUUGUUUGGAAAGCAGGGGCACAUUGGUGGCUGCAGCCAAAUGAUGCAGCUUUGACCGCUAAUAAACCCUCAUUUCCUUGAAACAGGCUCCUCCCUCGCUGUCGUCAUUAAAACAUGCUUGUUGACAACUGAAUAAACAACAAAUAGAAUUCCUUAAAGUUAACAGUAUUUUUGUUUUUUAUAAAAUGGCGUAUGAUGCGUUGUUUACUCCAGCUGCAUUUGGAUAGUCGCUAGGAGCGAAAAGGAACACUCUGUUUUUCAUUUCAGCAUUUGGGCUCCUGUGUGAAUGCAGUUGCCCUGAGCAAGGCUCCUUAACCUGCAGGCUGAGUUAGUGAGGUUUCAGAGGUCUCUGGGGCAAGGUUUCAGAAGAGAGGCUUGCUGGAGUUGGGCAUUUUAUUUUAUUUUAUUUUAUUGGAAUUGAUUCAUGGAGCUGGGUGUGGGUGUAGCUAUGUGUGCAAGGAGGCGGCCAUCUUAGGUGGCACCUACUUUUCCCCCCACCUGGGUUUUGGGGAUGGACCUGGUCAGUAGUGGUGGCCAAGGGGGGGCAGGUGGAGCAACCACGUUUCUGAAUGUUAUUCAUUUGGCAUUUUUUCCCUUUCUAAACAAAGCGCCUCUCUGUUAGGAUGGUUAAAGCAAGCCUGGAGAUGUGUGAGCAAGAAAAAGGAAGUCUCAGUCCCUGGGUUCCCAUUGCCAAUGUAAAUUCUUCCAGUUGCUCUUUCCUUCUCUUUUGUUGCACAGAAUGACACUCAGGUUUUUACUGGGGCUGUGGCCAAUGCGGCUCCAGCACUUCUUAGAACACCCAUCUGCUGGUACUUCUCCUGCGACCCUCUGUUUGGUCUCCAGGACAGCAAAUUCAGAAACCUGCUUGCUAUGCACCGUACACACACACACACUACACACCCUGCACCAUCUCUCAGCUCUGCAUUGCCAGUUAGCAUUUCUCUGGCUUAGCGUCUCUCCUUCGGCCUCCUUGGCUGCGAGAUGUUCAUGCCGGUGCUCUUGCUGUGGGACGUGAUGGCGGCCCGGCGUCUGCUGGUGACAAACUGGGCCAGCGCAUCCUCUGUGUCCCCAAAAGGAUGUUGCAGAGAAGGGAACACGGAGUCUCUCCCCACAGGUUCUCCGAGUCAGAUUGCAGCCGGUUGCCAAGCCCAAAAUUAGUCUGGAGCAGAUUGCUACUUCCCCUGAUGGGAGUCUUUGGCAUUCUGGUCUUCUCUGGGAAGAUGCUGCAUGUUUGGCCUCUGGGAAGGGCUGGGAGCGUCACCACUGUGAAGUCACAAGGGCUCAGGGUGACACAACUGAGCAAAGGUGCUUUUGCCUUAUGCUGGAGGACUUUGAAUAAAAGGUUUGUUCUCCUGGUAGAACAAAAACCCGCUUUCAGUUAUGAGUCCGCUGUCUUUGCUUUUGCUGCACAAAUAUAUUUUCUUCUCUCUCUCUCUGCUUGUCUACAAAGACCCACAGUCUUCCCAAAUGUCACCAUCCAGCCUGUGUCCACCCACGGAGCAGGGCUGCUGCACAUGGCCUUGUUUUUGCACAUGGUGACAUGGCCUCUGGGCGGUCGCCUAACUGAUAGGACCAGUUAGAUUCCCACUUCAAGGAAUGCCCUGCCCGUCCCAUGCCAAGGCCUCCCAAAGCUCUCCUUCCUUCCUCCAGCCCCUCCGAAGCAGGAGGAAUGAUCCACAGUGCACUGCUACCUGCCCUCCGUGGUCCAUAUCUUGCUUUGUAAAAUAGGUCGCCAUGAAUAUUUCACGCAGCUUGAUAAAGAAUUCAUGCAGUAAUUCAGCAGGGGGCUGGCUUGGAUGGAGCAAUUAGUUGCUUUCCUGUUGUGGGGAGGGGUGGGGGGCACACGGCACCUGGCUGAGUCACCAGUCCCUGCUAGGAGCUCCACCCCCACCCAACCCUGCCUGCUGACCUGAGAAUCCUUCCUGAGAUUCCAAGUUUUGCUUCUGUGCAGAGUCCCACAAACGCAACACACAACCCUACCAGCAAAGGGAGCUCUCGGCCCUCUGCAGCCUGUGAGAAUAGGGAGCCCUCAUGGCCUAGCCUAGACCGAAUCCCAGAGACCAGCGGAACGGGGGUGGCAGUUUGCCUUUCCUGCCCUCAAGAAUGGCAGCCAGCCAGACCAGACCAGCUGUCUUUAGUUCUGGCACCCACAGAGGAAGGUGCUCUGUUGUGAAGUGGAGGGGGGGCGGCAGCGGAGACCUGGACCAUACUCAUGCACGACUGACACUAUGUCUUAAUUCUCUCGGAGCAAGAUGGGGACAGGGAAGUGGCUUUUUGUUUCAUUAAAAAAAAAAAUCAGUGUUUCAAAAUAGUCAUAAAUAUACAGUGGUGCCCCGCAAGACGAAUGCCUCGCAAGACGAAAAACUCGCUAGACGAAAGGGUUUUGUGGUUUUUUAGCUGCUUCGCAAGACAAAUUUCCCUAUGGGCUCGCUUCACAAGACGAAAAUGUCUUGCGUUUUUUGCAAGUUUGUUUCCUUUUUCUUAACACCGUUAAUACAGUUGCGACUUGACUUUGAGGAGCAACUCAUAGAACGCGGUGUGGUAGCCUUUUUUGAGGUUUUUGGUGAUUUUUGAAGCUUUUCCAAAACUUUUCCGACACCGUGCUUCGCAAGACGAAAAAUUCGCUAGACGAAAAAACUCGCGGAACGAAUUAAUUUCGUCUUGCGAGGCACCACUGUAGUUUGCAAAAUAUUAAAGGCACUUAUUUUAAAAGAUAUAUAUUACAAAAUUAUGCAAUAAGCAACGGACAGGUCAGGAUGGGGAGGGAAUCGGUAUCAAUUCGGAGCUUAUUUGUACAUUUCUUAACAGUAACAUGAGCAUAUAGGGAGAAGGAAAGUUGUGGCCUAUAUUUUCUUAAAGCAACCAUAGACUUCUGAAUGCUGGAUGCAGGUUCAAAUUGUGCAAACCAUCCUUUACAUGCUUAAUAAAAAAAGCAUGCCAUAUUGCAGAGAAUUCAUUAGUUUUAUUUUGCCCUCUUGCUACUUUUAAUUUGCAAGUAAGUUUUUCCAACGGCACCAUCUCACCCACUUUGUUGUACUAUGCCAAGAGGGCAGCCCCAUUUAAGUCUUUCCAGUGCCUGGCAAGAAUAGCCCUGGUGGCCAAUAAUAAAUGCAACACCAUCUCUCUGCAGUGUGUGGGGACAUUUCCAGUUUCAAAUAGAUUUAGGAGUGCUAUCUGCAGGGAGGCAACGAUCUCACGGUCAACAAUUUUACCUAUUUCUUGAAAAAUUGAGUUCCAGAAGAGCUGUACUUUGGCACAGGACCACCACACAUGUAUAUACGUGUAGUAGUUUCUUGGCAACCACUCCAGCAUCUUGGCAAGGAAGAAGGAGCUGCAUAAGCCAGUCUGCGAGUGGUAAAGACCACCUAUGGAUUAUUUCCAGUGUCAGGUCUCUAUUUCUUGCUGAGAUGUGUGUUGUUUAUGGGAGCGGAGGGAUUAUUGCCGUUGGUUUCUCGCAUCGCAUCUUUAUUUUAGAUUUUGUAGCGAUUUACAGUGGUACCUUGAGUUACAAACGCCUCAGGUUACAAACACUUUAGGUUACAAACUCCGCUAACCUGGAAGAGUUACCUCGAGUUGAGAACUUUGCCCCAGGAUGAGAACGGAAAUUGUGUCCCGGUGGUGCAGCGGCAGCAAGAGGCCCCAUUCGUGAAAGCACGCCUCUAGUUAAGAACAGUUUCAGGUUAAUAACGGACCUCCGGAACGAAUUAAGUUCAUAACUAGAGGUACCACUGUAUGUGGCAAUUGUUCGGUUUGGUUUUGUAUUUUUAAAAAAUGUUUCCUUUAUUGUUUAUGACCACUUUUGUCAUAGGUUUCUAUUGUUUUCAUGUCGUAAGCUACGUUUUAAUCUCCAAGUAUGUGCGUUGGUGCUGAGAGCCCAUUGGCCUCCUCUCUGCCCUCCUUUCAAUGACUGUAGAAGGAGACAAGCGUGCUCCGCUCCCCCAUUUGCCCUUUGGAAGCAGUGGAGUUUGACCCCACAUGGCUGACAAGGGGACAAGAGCCAGAGCAGGUGCUCAAGGAGCUGUAAAUUUGAUGGGUGAGAGCAGGCUGCUGGCUUUGGGCUGGUCAGCGAGCUGCCUUUGCCAGCACAAAAGGCCAAGCCAUAUAGCUCUGCUCUACUCAUUUAGCAGGCUGUUCCCAACUCCAUCCCGUGUGUUUUCUUUGUCCUGUUGGGAGCGCUGCUCUCAGGGAUGCUGACCAGGGUGUCUUCCUGGACUUUGCCUCCUCCCUCUGGCUGCCUUUGUGCUAGGAACGUGAGUGUUUGCGGUGCAGCAGGAGGGUUGCCUCCUGCAGCCAGAGGCAGGUGGAUCUGCUGAGCUCCCUGUCCGCAUCAUCUUCUGAACUGAGGCUCAUCCAUCUUGGUUUGGCUUGGUGAAGGCUGAGCAGGGAACCCUCAGUUGACUCAGACAAACAUACUUUUACGGCCCCAGGAGUCAGAUGGGGCUCCACCUGCCACCUCUUCCUCCCUUGCCAUGGUUCUGAUUUGGGGCUUUCUCUGCGGGUUAAGCCACAGAGCCUAGGACUUGCCGAUCAGAAGGUCGGUGGUUCGAAUCCCCGCGACGGUGUGAGCUCCCGUUGCUCGGUCCCUGCUCCUGUCAAUCUAUCAGUUCGAUAGCACGUCAAAGUGCAAGUAGAUGAAUAGGUACCGCUCCGGUGGGAAGGUAAACGGCGUUUCCGUGCGCUGCUCUGGUUUGCCAGAAGCGGCUUAGUCAUGCUGGCCACAUGACCCGGAAGCUGUAUGCUGGCUCCCUCGGCCAAUAAAGUGAGAUGAGCGCCGCAACCCCAGAGUCGGCCAUGACUGGACCUAGUGGUCAGGGGUCCCUUUACCUUUACUGCCAUUGUCAUAUGAAGAUGCCAAACUGACCAUGUGAAGCUGGCAGCAUCAACCGCCCUGCCUGCUUAAGCCAGCAAAUGCUUGGGGGGACGGGGUGGAGGGUGGUCUUCCAAUAAAGUUUGGAGUGGUGGGAUUGAGCUGGAAAAGCAUGCAUGGGCCCUUUUUAAUUAGAUGCGCUAUUUGAAGUUGCCUUAGGAUGCCUCAUGCUCUAGAUGGGAUGGCAAAGAGCUUAUUGAGUAAUGGAACCAUAGGCUUUGAAGGGACCCCAAGGGUAACCAACCCAGGCCCCACCAAUAUGGGAAUCUCAGCUGAAGAAUCCUUGAGAGGCAGCCAUCCGACCAGGCCUAGCUUAGCUGAACCUCCCAGUGAUGUUGCAUCGUAAGGAGAAAUGUCCUGCUGAUAUUUUGUUUUCUAGCUGGCCUGGGUAAGGUGAAUGGGGUGGGAGUUUAAAAGCCUCCCCCCAGCCCAGGAGCUGGCGGAGGCACAGAGGCUGUUCUGCCUGCUCUUCCUCCUUGUUAUGUACUAAGCCUGGAUCCUAGAACAAUAGGCAGGUAGGAUCCUAGAAUGCAACAACUGAUUUGCUUGCAGGAGAAGACCAAUCAGGCUCCAGGAGGAAGUUAAUCAGCCUAUUAGGCUGGUAGGAUUAUAGAUUACAACAACUGAUUGGCCUGCAGAAGACCAAUCAGGCUCCAGGAGGGAAGCAGAAUCAGCCAAUCAGACGGGACUCACUUUGUAAACAAUGUAUAUAAGGGCCUGAGGUUUAGGGGGGAAACUCAAUCACUGUUUUAGCAGCUGCAAUAAAGAGUAUGAAAUCACUGCUAUGUUGACUGGUGCCUGUGCAACUGACCCCCUUCCCAAUUCCUCUUGCAGGAAGGUGACUCUCUGGGAACCAUGGAGAAGCUCUGCAGGCAGCUGACUUACCACCUGAGUCCCCACUCUCAGUGGCGACGCCAGGGCAUUGUGAAGAGGAAGCCGCAGGCCUGGUGAGUGAGGCUGGGGGGGGGGACGGGACUGGUAGAGGGGCGUUCGUGGGGGAGCUGAGGGUGGGACGGGCGGGCUUGGGGCAGAGGUGGAGCCACCAGCAGUGCAAAGGAACCUCCAUCCCAAGUCACUGCAAAAUGACUUGUGCCUCCUCCUGACCACAGAGUUGGAAGGACCCUAAGGGUCACAUCUAGUCCAACCCCCCUGCAAUGCAGGAAUCUUUUGCCCAUUGUGGGGCUCGAACCCUGAGAUGAAAAGUCUCCUGCUCUACCAGCAGAGCUGUCCCAGUCAUUUAACGUCUGUCUGUUCAGCCAAGGAAGAAAAAAAGACAGGAAAUCUCGCCUUCAGUGGGUGGCAGCAUUUGGUGAGAAGACUCUGGGCUCUGUGAGCUAAUGAACUCUGUCUUCUGGCCUUUUCUGUGAUGUUGGAGCACAUGGGGUGAGCCAGGCCCUCCUUGGAGGCACUGUCUGUCCCCUGCGUGCCUUGAAUGGUAAAAUGGCAAAAUGUCAGGAGGGCUGUUGGAUCGGGGCUGGUACUUGGAAAGCAGAUGAGGCUGGUGGAGUGCCCAGUUCAGCUGCCCAACUAGCGCUUUCUGUGGGCUGCCACCCUCACACUGUGGUCCUUUUCUCUCUUCUCCAUUCUCACCGAAGCCUCUUUUCCUGCUGUCUCCUGCCCUGCCCUCUCCAGGCUAGGAGUUUCCUGCUGGGGGCUGCGACCAGCUGGUUGGGGCACCUUCAGACCCUUUAUGUCCCCCACCAAAACAGAAAAGAGGCUUGGAGUGGCUUUGAAGCAUGGCCUGAAUAAGCAAAUACUUCUUUUGUAUGCCCAGCAAAGCCUGGUCUGUCUAGGAUAUGAUGGGGGCGGGUGGGAGGGGACAUGGCCUGCAGCCCACCCCCUGCGCUGAUGUCCACUUAAGUCGGAUAUAAUCCUGGUUACUCUUGAUGUGGCCGUGAGGACCCUUUGGGAAGACAAGAGACCCGAGGAACUCUCUGAAGCAUAAAUUAAAGGAUUUGGUUGGAUGUUUCUAAUUACCAGCCCCAUUUUUAAUUAGCAGUUUGCUCAGUGUGUGUGUUCCUGACUUCUAACAGACUUGAUUGCAUUAUUUCCUGUCAAGAGAUGCAAGUCGGUAGCUGGAGUGCAAAAGGCCUAUUCUGGGGCAGAGAAAACCUCUCAGGCAGCGCCGUCUCUCUGGGACCAGUUUGUGUGUGCAAAGGCCAUUGUGGGUGGGAGGGGGGUUUUGUUGCAGGGGAGGAGGGAACGUGGAGGCCAGCAGGCCCCAGGGAGAGCUCUACCUUUGCAACCCACUUGGGGCUUUGGACAGGGAUGGCAGAACCCUUCCACAUAAAUUCCUAGCAGUGGCAUUUUUGCGUCUUGAGUCUGUGGCUUGGUGGGGCUGGCCCUGAAGCCAGAGGAGCCUUCUCAGGCCAGCACAGGGUUUGAUUUGGGCAGAAGCCAUAUAAGCCAAGUUCGUGCCCCCAAGUGAUCUGCGUACGAAUGAUUCCUUUUGGCAGAAGUGGGGCUUUUCUUAUCAGAUAGAUCUGAGAAUGGGAGAAGACAUUCCAGGGGGUAGGUAAAAGUACUUUGGGGCAGGAAAAUAUAAAAGAACAAGCCUUCUCCACUUAGGGUGGCCUUUCCCCAUCUCGUGCCCUCCAGACGUUGGCAGCCAGCAGUUUUCUUGAGGCUGUGGAACUCUGUGCCACAAGGCAACUGCUAUGGCGAACUAUUUAGCAGUUUCGAAAGAUGGAUUAGAUAGCAGGCCGAAAGUGAUUUUGCUAGUUGCCAGCUGAUUAUGCUGUCCCUUAGGACUGGCUCUGCCCCUGCACCACCACCCAUUUUCAGCUGCCUCAAGUAGGCCCAAUGGGUUGGAAACUUCAAGGAAAACCUUCUCUAAUGCUAUAGAUUUUGUCUGGCCUGAAACAAAACUUCACAUUACAGUGUGUCACUGAGCAAAACCUUGUCUUUAGAAGAAUUGUCAAUCCUUCGAAAACAGAAUAUUUCAUAGGGAGCUGUUGUUUUUCAGCCGUUUCCAACAUUCCCAGUCUUCCUGUUGGAAAAAUUGUUAAAAUAGGAAGAAACUGAGGGUGCAGAGCUCCUGGCAUUUUCCCAUCCCCUCUCCCCCCUCCGCCCCCACUUCCCAUCUCUGCCUCUUAAGACAGACCAAGUCAUCUUUCCCAGAAGUAACUGUGGGCCCCUUCCUCCCCCAACACCUCACCAAUUAGCAGCUAGGGCUGGCAGGGGCGGGAUUUGGGGAAUAUUGGGGGGCAAAGAUUUAAGCAGACAAAAUGGUACAGAUAGAAAUGCCCGGUUUUUAAAACAAAAGAGAUGUUGCAUUCCACAUUUUGUGGAAUAGAGUCAGGUGGGCAAAGGCGGCUGUCAGAAGCUGCCAAGAAAAACAGAGAACCUCCACCUUUCCAAAUGUAAUUACGAGCCAACGAGGAUGACGAUACUAUUACAGUGGCACCUCGGGUUACAUACGCUUCAGGUUACAGACUCCGCUAACCCAGAAAUAUUACCUCGGGUUAAGAACUUUGCUUCAGGAUGAGAACAGAAAUUGUGCUCCAGCGGCACAGCGGCAGCAAGAGGCCUGCUGGUUAAGAACAGACCUCCGAAACGAAUUAAGUUAUUAACCCGCGGUACCACUGUAUUAUUAAAAGAUGAAUAGUGGUUGAGCCCCUGUCUUUCCUUGCUGGGAGGAGAAGGGAGCCUUUUGCUGCCACCAGGAAUCCUUCUGCGUUCCCAGCAAGAAUGGUCUCUGGAGGCUGAGCAGAUUUGGCUGACCUAAGUGAGUGACCUCCUUUGCUCUCUCUUUUCUGCAAGCACAACACACACACACACACACACACACACACACACACACACACACACAGAGCUCAAAGAGUUUGCAAAGCAAAGCAAAUGAGCUCAGCUCUGGUUAGGGAUGUUCCCAUUUCUGUAGGGUCUGGCCUGGCUCCAUGGGAGCUUCCUCCUAUCUCUUCCAGCCCCCACUUUCUCUGCUGCGCCAAUCCCUUCCUGCCAUUGCAGAGGCCUCGCUGGGCAUGCAGAUAAGCUGGAGCAUGUAAAGGAGGAGGAAGAGGAGGCCUGGCGCAGUAGGGCUGUUAUUGUCUCUCUUGUGUGGAGGGAUUCCCCCCACCCCCUCCAGGGUUGGCUUCAUAAGCACCUGGAGACCCGUAAAUCUUGCAGAAAGAACAGUGCAGAGUUAAGAGCGGCUGUGCCAGCCUCUCCGUGCAAAAUGUGGCUGGCUUUGGCUGUUUGUUGCUUCUCUGUGCUGACGUUGCUGAUUGAUAAAAAAUAUUUGUAUGCUGCCCACUCACACAGGAUAUCAAGGUGCCUUAAAAUAUGAUGUACAAAUACAAUAAAGCAAGUUUCCUAUCCACCCCCCCCCCAAGUGCCUGACAAUUUCUCAGGGCCUUGGGGGGGCACGUAAUGGUUUUUCUGCCUGCUGUAGUGCUUGCAAUACACGGUGCUAUAUUACAUUUAAGCGUAUUGUUAUUGCCUAUUUUAUUUUGUACCUACUGUGCACUGCUCAUAAAGGCUGGGCUUCCCCUCCCUCUGACAGGGGAAAUGCGGACUGAAGCCUCUUGUGAGCUCAGGAGCCAGAGGAGAGAGUGAGCUUGCAGGUUGUAGGAUGUGCCUAGGUGGAGAUGCUCUGUUGCUGGGUAAAGUAAGACAGGGAUAGGUAGGGGUUCUUUCCUGGCUUCCUUACUCCCACCCCCGCUAAAAGAAAAAAACCAUCUCACCCUGAGUGAUCCUGGCUGGGCACCAGCCUUCCUUCUAAUCUUUGUUCAGAUUAAUUGGAGAUUAAUUUCUGUUUGGCUUCAUCUGCCAACCUGCUGUCAGAGAAAUUGGAAACACUUUGAAGUUUCCCUCCAGGGGGAAAUCCCUGCUGAUCUUGGAGGGGCAAGAAGAUGCCUCCUGCCUCCCUGUGUUCUUGUCUUCAGGCAGAAUGUUAAUUUAUUUAGGAGUUAUUUCUUUAACGGAGAGCCUCUUUUUCAUCGUGACACACAGUGACCUGGAUCCCCUCCGCUUCCCCUUUGUGAUUUUCAUCCUACGAAUUGAAGUGGGUUUUGUAGCAGCAGAUGAUGUGAUUAAGCCAUGAACCCUCUUGGAAAGAACUAUUUUGUGGGGUUAUUAUUGAAGGCAGCAAAAGAGAGAGAAUAAAAAUGUAUGCUUUUUGUUGCGUUGUUAAAAUUUAAUACUCUGCCCUUGUCUUUUAGAUAAUUCUGGUUAAAAUUUCAGAAGAAAAUACUUGCAUCUCUACAUAGAUUACUCUUAGCUGUUAAUGGCCCUUGACCCCUUUGCAUGUGGCCCCUGAAGCCCCUUGCAGCUACCCUAUUAUCCUACUCCAUUAGAGUCCUUCCUUCCUUCUCCUUUUUCCUGGCUUUUAAGUACCCUCACCCUACUUUUUAUAUAGUUUCAGAACAAUUGGAAGCAGAAAUAUUUUAUUUGAUAAAAAGUAAAACAUUUACCAAAAAAAUAAACACACUUUUUUACUGGUUGCGUGACUCUGGCGGGAGGAGACAUUUCCCCCUCAGCUGCCUCUAACAAACUGGUAGGCUCUGUCUGUGUAUCAUGCUAAAGUCAGAAAGGAAAUACUUGCAUUUACUUCCCAGAGCAACGUCUGCAUUUUAAUGCCCCAGGCAGAGGCUGCAGGUAGUGAACCACAAGGGCUGCACAAGAGGAAAAGGGUCUGUUCCCAGCAGCUGCCGCCUUGAUAUCUACCCUCUGCUCACAAGGCCCUUGAAAAGUCUUCGACACCUGCACCUGCAAGUCUUCCCGCCACCCAAAAUGAGAGAGGGUUCUUGUCCCAUCUGCCACUGUUUUCUGGCAGUUUGUUUUUACGUGUAGACGUAACUACAGCCAGCCUGUGGAGCCAGCAAGGCAGCGGAUUCCAUUUUGUAAGGAAGGAAUGUGCAACGGGAUUGUUUACGGAGCAGUUCUCUCUCUCUCUCUAAAUGCAGUAAUUUGCAGUUUCGAUGCAACGCAGGCUGGCCGGGCCUGCGAUGGGAGGCAGGCGAGCUCCCAGGUGGGUGGAAUCGCUCCUCUGGAAAAAGCAGAGACAGCACUUGUCUCUCGCAGGAGUUGCCUCCGUCCUCUGUUUCUCGGUGGUGGGGAACAACUUUAGGAUGUACAUUUGACAAGCCCGUCUUCCCCACGUGGGCGAACGUUUUACAGGGUGACUCUUCCAAGGGAGCCCCCUCCUCUUCCCUGCUUUUUGCCAAAAUUGAACCGUUCUGGGUAGCAGCUGGACUGGAACGGCUCCUGGGGUCUUGAGCGGGGCUCCAGAUCCUGCGGACAUCUUGAGCCUCAUUCUUAAGUUGUGUUCUCAGCCACCGAGCACCAGGGGGUGGCCUUCCCCCCUAUCCCAGCCUCCGUGGCAAACUCCUUCACCUCCUGCUGCUUCCUCGGCUGUGUCCCUCCAGGCUGCAGCUCCCAGCCAGCUGCUGCCUUCGCUUUAGCGGCACAAACGGCACUUGUCACUUCAGAUUCUCUGCUGCCCUUUCUGGCAAGGCUGACUCCUGGCCAGCCAGCGGGAAGGUCAGAGCAGGCAGGCAAGCAUCUGAAUUGGCUUCCCUUCCUUGCUGUUUAGCAUCACAGGGGACAAAUUAUUUACAUCUUAAAACGGAUGCUUCUCUCAAGUUCACCAGAAGGGCUCCGCACCCGGCAGGAGAACCCUCUCCUGGCUGCAGCUGCCCCCCUCAGUCGGGGUGGCGUGGGGGACAUGGACUGACUGGGGUUGCAGCAGGAGCAGGCAGGAAUACCCCUCCCUUGUAGGGCUUGGCUCUGGCACAGACCCUCUCUGGUUCUCUGUGUGGCCAACUCUUCAUUUGAGGGUCUUCCAUUCAGAGAGAGAAAAGCCACCACGAUGCCCGAUAUUCUGUUUUAUUCCCUCCCCCACGAAUCUCAGACGGACAGUAGCUCAGUCGGGAGCAGAAGGGCUGGGCUGGUUGGGAGAGACACCGGAUUAAAAAACAACAAACCAGCGACGCAUGUGCCUCUGAGCAAGAGCAGAGGGCCCCGUGGCGCAAGGUGACAGCGUACAGGGUAUACAGCUGCCCGCCACCUUGCUUUUCAGCAGUGCUGCGUCGUACAAUUGGAUUAGGGGCAGGAGGAGUCAGCCCAGCAGCGACUGGUGAAGUCUGGCUAUGCCUGUGCUUCUGCCCCCCUCACUUGGUUCAGGGAGCGAUGUGACUUGUUCUGCUUUUGAGUGGUCAAAGCGUGGCUGGAUGCUCUCCAGGCGCCACUAUGGCUGUGACUCCGCAUCAUUGCUGAGGCCACUGACUUCAGCGCCCCGCCCCCUGCAUCUGAGGCCCCAGAAGGAAGCUUCUUGAGGCGCCUGUGUGGGCUGCUGACAACAGUGCAUCUGGGCUGCCUUCUGCUCCAGCCACGAGCCGUGUGAUGAAUGCCUUGCUUUUGGCCAGCUUCCGCCUGCGGGUCUGUGCCUGCCUGCUCUUGUGUUCAGAAGGGUCCUCGUGUGAGUCAGCGAGCCCUUUCCCCCAAGCAGGGAAGGCGGGUGCUCAGUGGCCACCCACAGGUGGCUCUGCAGGGUGAGGAAGAGCAGCUGGCCCUGGCAGCCGACUCUGAGCUUGGCAGAGACUCUCCACUGCAACGUCAGGCUCUGCAGAAUGGUGGGGUAAGGCGGUGCCUACAAAGCCAGAGGAAGGGAUUUCAUAGGCAGCAGAUUUGCACCUCGAAAGCAUCUGGCAGCCACAACCUCUGCAGCUCUUUUGCUGGACAGCAGAUUACAUUUGAGGGGGAGAUGCUACCACUGCCUGAGCCGCUUAGCAUGUUCUUGAGGAGCAUUAUAGAGUUGAGGGGCUCCCAGGUUCUUUGUCCUGUGGGGUAGAUUCCCCCCCAACUUAAAAAAUAAAAUGUGUUUCUGUAGGAUUGAAUCCUAGUUGACAGGGAUCCUAAGGGUUAUCUAGUCAAGGAUUAACUAUUUUAUUUGGUCAAGGGUUAACUAAUUCCCCCCCUAGAAAAAUAGCACUGUCUGUGCCUUUUAUCCAAACAUAUAUGGAAGUUGAGAUGAACCUGUUUUCUCUCCCUCUCUGUCACUUGCUGACCUUACAGGACAGCUUGCUCACCUAAAAAUGUAGGUGGACUGCUUUAGCCAUUUGGGGAACCCUGGGCUGAAUUCUGAGCAAACAUGGGAAUUUCGUAGCCACGAUCAAAACUGAUGGCUGCUUGAGCCUCUCUUAUACCUGGCCCUGAAAUGUCUGCCUGGUUUCUUUCCGUUUCCUCCUUUUUGUGUCCUUAACGGGAGGUUCUCCAUGGUGCCUCCACCUUCCAGCAGUGUGGGUUAGGGACUGGGCAGAGACAAUUCACGAAGCCCCUCUUCCUCUUCUCUUGCAGCUUGAAAAUGAUCCUGGUGGGGAAUCCCCGGGACAACACCGUCGACCUGUCGGGCAUCCCCCUGACCCUGAAGGAGCUGGACCGGGUCAUCCCCUACCUCCAGCAGACCUCGGAGUACAUCGAGAACGUGGAGCUUUGCUUCACGGACCUGACGGACGAGGUGUUCCUGCAGCUGCUGCCCGUCCUGAGUGCCCUGCCCCACCUCUCCACCCUCUCCCUCAACGGCAACAGGCUGACCAAGGCUAUCCUGCGGGACCUGACAGAGGCGCUGAAGGACCCCAGGAACUUCCCCAGCAUGACGUGGAUCGACCUGGGCAACAACGUCGACAUCUUUUCCCUGCCGCAGCCCUUCCUGGUCAGCCUCAAGAAACGCUGCCCCACCCAGGGGAACCUCCCCACCAUCCUGGAGUUCGGGGAGGGCCAGGUGAGUGACUUGGAGAGUCAGGAGGGUCUGCCUUCCGUGGAUGAGGACGCAAGUGGCGGUGGCGGCAGCAGCAGCGUGGGCACUGCCAGUCCCGGAGAGCUGCAGACAGGCGAGGCGAUUGAGGUCAGACUGCUGGAGAGUCAGGUGGCGGACGAGGAGGCGGAUCCCCUGGGGCUGCUUCAGACAUGAGGUGCAGGCACCUCUCACUUGGCCAGAAUGCUCUCGGCAGACACCCACCCAUUUCCCACCCCGAUGACAGCAGCAUCAGCAGCAAGGAUCUUGGCCCCAGACUCCACGGAUACUGAGGAGGGUCCUCUUGUGAGGAUAAUAAACGAGAGGACAGAAAGAAGUGGGGUUGGGGAGGCAGGCUGCACCCUUCAGCACAUUAGUGAUGCUCUCAGCCCUUCAACUCCCAAGAUCUUGUGACGAACGCAGAGGGGAGAUCUCUAGUGCUGCAGCCUCUUUAGUUCCAGAGAACGAAAGACAGACUGAGAAGGCAACACCACUACUGAGCCAGUCUUUGUCCGGUGUAGGUUCCCAGUUAUGCAGAACUCUUCACCAGGACUUUCACGUUUGCUCAUUUUCUGUUCCUUAUAGUGGUUGCAGAUUGAUUGCUUUUUUAAAAAAAGUUCCCAAGUAUUUCUGUGGUAGAAGUUUCAGGAAAGGAUUUUCAUCCUUGCAUCAAUGGCAGGGGGCCAGUUAUCCCACAGAACUGAGGGAAAUGCUGAUUUUUCAAAUGUUAGGAGUGCAUAUCAUCAGCCUGAUCCAGAAGAACUGGGAAAUUGCCUUUCUCUCCCCAUUCCCACAUGCAGCAGGGGAACAGACACUGUUCACUAGCACCAACAAUGCAAGAAAUAAGUGGAUUUUGCCUCUCCCCUCCCCUGCCGCUGAGUCUCACAAUUUAACAUGCUGAGUUUCAGUGCAAUGAAGGCAGGUGCAAAAGCUGCAGCCCUAAGCCUCAGAUUCUAGGUCGGUUGAUCCAGCAAAGCAGGAAAAGCCAAACUCCCUUUGCUUCACUCUCCCCUCCAAAGCUGCUGGGGCUUAAGUGUGGCCUGCUUUGCUUCAGGGGUCACCAACAUGUGGCUUCUGGUGACAAUACCAGAGGGAAUCAAGCCAAUGCUUCCAGAUGUUCAUGUCGCAAUUGUGGUGUGAAAUAGCUGUCGUGUGUCAACAGUCUCUCCGUGUGGUGUCUUCGGUUCUUUUGGAUUUCCCAUCACUGUGACAGAGGAGGAGACCGUAGAGGGGAGUUACUAGUUUACAAAACACAGCCCUGGGGCCUCCACUAGUGGACCGUUUGCCAGCUAAGGCCUUGCUGAACUUCAGCUCCAUGCGAGCAUAUUAGCUCUUGUCGUUUUCCAGCCUGCCUGUGGACAUGGUAAGCCACCACUUCCCACUCCACCCACCCAGGAUUAAGUCAGUAACCCCAUAUGCAUUAAGUGCUUUAAUUUGGGUAAACACCCAAUUUGAAACAGACCCUACACAACUGCCAGGAUCUUCAUAGAGGAAAGCCUGUUUCAGCUUCCAACACCUCUUAUCCACGGGGGAGGGACGGGGGACACUGGACCAGGCUUAUUUCAGCUGUUUUCCCCAUGGCACAAAUGCAACUCCACAUUUUCAGUUGACCGGAGUGCCCACUUUUACACUCCAGAGGGACCAACCUAACCCUGCCCCCACCCCCAUCGGUGGCUCCAAAUGUUGUCAUAGUUUGCAUGUAGCUGAAACUGUUUUUAUAUGCUUUGUCAAGCAGGCGUAACAAUAAAAGUAUUUUAUUUAAAUAGAA
Messenger RNA from Podarcis lilfordi (Lilford's wall lizard), 29209 nucleotides. The record is from the annotation of a GenBank genome assembly. Lineage: Eukaryota; Metazoa; Chordata; Lepidosauria; Squamata; Lacertidae.